Messenger RNA from Fragaria vesca subsp. vesca, 1555 nucleotides. RefSeq names its product probable pectate lyase P59-like. The record is from RefSeq and is a predicted model, not a curated record. The transcript is spliced from 3 exons. Gene Ontology annotation, molecular function: pectate lyase activity. NCBI's taxonomy places the organism in Eukaryota, Viridiplantae, Streptophyta, Magnoliopsida, Rosales, Rosaceae. The coding region runs from base 212 to 1555 and encodes 447 amino acids.
CUCGAACCAUUUAUCGAAUAAACCCUUUUAGGCGCCUGGCAAGGUCUAUCUGGGCUCAAUCAGAUCGAUCCCGGUUAGGCACACAACUGGGGCUUAAUCUAAUAGACCUUGACCAGUAGCAAAGUAUUAGAAAUAACAAAACAGACGAACUUGUUUUAAGUGUGCUGAGAAACAAGAACCAGAAGGGGGCAUAUUGUAGGAGAGAACCCCAAUGGUGUCAAUGAAGUUCAGUUUAGUGCUGUUUAUGUGCUCAUUCUGCGUAAUACUACCGUGCCUGAAAGCAGGCGCAGAUUCCGACGAUGGCACCAUUGCGGUGUUCGAUCCUGUUCUUCAGGAGCGGGAGAAGAGAGCCGAGAUAGCUGCCCUUAAAGCCUAUCAACCCGACCCCGAAUCAGUUACUGACGAGCUAAUCAAAGAUGUCGAAACAAGCAUAGAGAGGUCCAACACCACAAGGAGGCAUCUAGCGAAAAAGAUCAAAGCCGAAUGCACGGCCACAAACCCUAUUGAUCGGUGUUGGAGGUGCAAUCCGGACUGGGCCAAGAACCGAAAGCAGCUCGCCAACUGCGUGCUAGGAUUCGGCCGCAGGACACGUGGAGGAAAGCGAGGUCCCAUCUACGUCGUCCACGACUCCUCCGACAACGACAUGGCCAAUCCCAAGCCGGGAACCCUCCGGCACGCCGUGAUCCAAACGGGCCCACUCUGGAUCAUCUUCAAGCACAGCAUGACAAUCAAGUUGAACAAGGAGCUAAUUAUGACGAGCCACAAGACCAUCGACGGGCGUGGCGCCAACGUGCACAUCGCGCACGGUGCCGGAAUCACAAUCCAGUUCGUGGAGAAUGUGAUCAUCCACGGCAUUCACAUACACGACAUUGUGUCGGUCGGAGGUGGCUUGAUCAGAGACUCAUUGGACCAUAUCGGACUCAGGGGCCAGAGUGACGGUGAUGGUAUCACCGUCUUUGGCUCCUCUCACAUCUGGCUCGACCACCUCUCUAUGUGGAACUGCUACGAUGGGCUUACCGAUGUCGUCCAGGGCUCCACCGCCAUCACCAUCUCCAACUGCCACUUCACUCGCCAUAACGACGUGAUGCUGUUCGGGGCAAACGAUUUGUAUGAACGUGACCAGAUCAUGCAAAUCACGGUGGCGUUCAACCACUUCGGGAAGGGAUUGAUCCAGAGAAUGCCGAGGUGCAGAUUCGGCUUCUUCCAUGUUGUGAACAAUGACUACACCCACUGGCAGAUGUACGCCAUCGGCGGCAGCUCACACCCCACCAUCAUCAGCCAGGGCAACCGCUAUGUCGCCCCACCGGACCCGAAACUCAAGGAGAUCACAAGCAGGGCCUACUCGACGCCCGAGGCAGUGUGGAAGACAUGGCAAUGGAGGUCGGAAGGUGAUCUAAUGGAGAACGGAGCCUACUUCCGGGAAUCAGGAGAGCCGAGGAAGGGCCGAGGCCACUUCAGUCGGUUCGACGUGAUCAACGCAAAGCCAGGCUCAUUCGUGAGGAGGCUCACACGCUUUGCAGGUACUCUUGGAUGCAGGGUUGGCAAGGCAUGUUAA